Molecule: messenger RNA, 2169 nt
Organism: Ostreococcus tauri
Lineage: Eukaryota; Viridiplantae; Chlorophyta; Mamiellophyceae; Mamiellales; Bathycoccaceae
Product: Choline transporter-like
Exons: 2
Coding region: 1-2169 (722 amino acids)
Biological process (GO): transmembrane transport
Cellular component (GO): membrane
Molecular function (GO): transmembrane transporter activity
Source: RefSeq, a predicted model, not a curated record
AUGAGCGAUGAGAUGGACGCGCACCUGAAGAAACCGCGACGAUGCACGGAUAUUUUGUUCCUCAUCGUAUACGUCGCGUUUUGGAUCGCGAUGUUCGCGCUCGGAUUUUACGGCGUGGGCAAGGGCGACCCCACGGCGCUCGUGUUCGGCGCCGACUUCAACGGCGAGCUGUGCGGUGAGGGGAACAACACCGGGUUCAAGACUCGGUACCUUGUGAACCCACUCGAAGUAAUGUACGCCGCCGGCGCGCUCGAUGGCACGACGAGGAUGGGUAACUACAAUCUGCGUGACGCGAAGAGCUACUGCGUCAAGGAGUGCCCGACGCCGAAGAACACUUCGGGUCAAGUGCAGUGGUUCUGCUCACCUGAUCACGCUUUGGCGGGAACUCGCGAGAACUGGGCGGCCAACGACUACGAUUACUACUCUUCGUUGUCUUCUUCUGAGAAGACAACGUCGCAACAGAUGAAAGGACCGUGCUACCCGGUGCUCGUCAACACCGUCAACACGUUUUUCACGUGCCAGUUCUUUGGUAGCGGCGAUGACCACGCCCUCACCGAAUUGCGCAGCGGGUCUUACGCGUUCACGACGAACGAUACACCUACUGCCGGUUCAUGGCCAGUCGCUUUAACGAGCAUGAACACCGCUGUGCAGACGUUGAGCGAUCAAGUUGAAAAGUUACUCAGCGGUCCGCUCGCGACGGUUGAGCGCUACGUCGACGACUUCACCACCGGUUGGAAAGUACUCGUCGUCGCCGGCGCCGUGUGCCCAAUCGUGCUGAGUGUCCUCUUCCUUUUCUUCAUCCGAUACUUCACUGGCAUCUUCGCGUACACCAUCAUCGUCUGCGUCAACGUGCUCUCCAUCGCGCUCACAAUUUACUUGUUCCUCAAGGCUGGUCUCAUCGGCUCCGACGAGGUCAACGCGUACGUGAGCAAGGUCUCAGAGGGCGCUGCGACGGCCGUGACCAACUACGCUGAUCCGGCGGAAAAUAAUCAACAAGUCCUCAAGGUUUUUGCGUACAUCGCGCUCGCGCUCACCAUCAUUUUCUUCGUCUUCACCCUGAUCAUGCUUCGCCGCGUCAAGGUUGCCGUGGGCGUCAUCAAGGUUGCAACGAGCGCGCUCGGUAAGAUGCCGACGCUCACGCUCUUCCCGAUCACCCCGGCGCUCUUCAUGGUUCUCCUUUUCGUCUACUGGUUAUUCACAUUGGUGUUCCUGUACUCAUCGGGUGACUUGAAAAUGCAAGACUGUUACUUGGACUCGAGCGUUCCACCGCAGAAGUUCUGCGCGUCGACGUCCGACGCCGCCAACUGCCACUGCGGCUACGGCGUAAGUUGGAACCGAAACUUGCAAGGUGCCCUCGCGUACUACGUCUUUGGUUUCUUGUGGGGUUCCCAGUGGCUCCUUGCGAUGAGCUACCUCGUCAUCGCGUGCUGCUUCACGCAGUACUACUUCAAGGGCGGCGCCUACAACUCGGCGUCGAGUUGGCCCAUCGUUGCCGCGACGAAGAGAAUGACGUGGUACCACAGCGGUUCCGCCGCCCUCGGUUCCUUCUUCGUCGCGCUCUUGCAGUUCAUCCGCAUCGUCACGCGCUUCGUCGUGCACCGCUUGAAGAAACUGAACAAGGAUAGCAAGAUAAUAAAGUACGUCGGCUACUACGUCGAGUGCUGCCUGUGGUACUUGCAAAAGUGCAUCGAAUGGUUCAACCGAAAUGCGUACAUCAUGACCGCCAUCGAGGGCACAUCCUUCUGCACCUCGGCCUGGAACGCGCUUGCACUCAUCGUGAAGAACAUCACUUCUAUCGCCACCGUUAGCAUUCUCGGUGACAUCAUGCUCUUCCUUGGCAAGCUCACGGUGUCUCUCGGCUCUGGCGUCAUCGCUUUCUUGAUGCUCGACGCCGACACGUUCAACUACGGCGACGAAAAGGUGAGCUCUCCGCUCUUCAUCGUCAUCGUCGUCGUUCUUUUUGCGUUCCUCAUCGCAAGCGUGUUCAUGUCCCUUGUAGAGCUUGGGAUCGACACCAUCGUAUUGUGCUACUGCAAGGACUGCGAUGACAACGGCGGCACGCCGCUCAACGCGCCACCCGCCCUCGUCAAGGCUCUCGGCGCCUCCAAAAAGAUCGCAAAGAUGCGUCAAGAAGAAGCAGCCGAUCGUGCUGCGCGCGCGGGGCAAUAA